AUGGUCCCUCUCGUCACGACGGAACGAAUCCUCGCUGCCUUCGAGGUAGUGCCUGCUUCGCGGCGUCAGGAACUGGAGCUUCCUGCGACGCUGGAACUCAAUGGGCCGAUCGCGCACGACCAGAUCCUCCGCUUGUCAAAGUACCUCCAGGUCGAUGCCGAAUACACCGCAACACAGGACACAAGUCGCAGCCCUACGAUCCUAAGUGGUCUUCUUUGUGGCACGAAAGUCUACGUCCCGCCUCCGCCGAAGAAACCCGAGCCUAGCCCUGAAUAUCUUGCAUCUAAAGCCCGUCUCCUCGCCGCCGAAGAAAAAGCCGCCUACCAGCGCCUCCUAAACCCAAGCUUUAUCCCCAAUCCGAACGACGCGGACAGACACACUGCGACCAGCAAUGAGAGCAUCACUGAAGACACGCUCACGCCGUCAUUGGUGUUCAACAUCUUUAUCUCGGUGCUGGUGACCGGAUUCAGCACGUAUUGGGCCUUGACGAAGUUUACAAUGCCGAAUAUCCUAGCGAGGAUAUUCUCUUCAGCGACGGGGCCGCGACUUGAUAUAUUGUCUGAAGAGCAGGCGACUGGCGGCGCGUCGGCGGCUGUCAAGGUUCUAUUGUCGCUGUUCGCGGCGUUGACGGUCGCUGUUGCUGAGUCGUUCUUGUAUGUGGCGUAUGUGGGGAAGAUUGAGAGGGCUCGAGUAGAGGAGAGAAAGUUUAAGGAGCGCAAGACUGUUGUUGGGGAGGUACAGGAUGGUGGACAGGUUGAGAAUACCGAAGAGUACGAGGAAGUUGAGAUUUGGGGUAAAGGCGUGAAUGGAGGUGUAAGACGAAGGGUCAGGGAGAAGUACGAGAAGGAAAAAGAGCAGUCAUGA
Molecule: messenger RNA, 864 nt
Organism: Penicillium atrosanguineum
Lineage: Eukaryota; Fungi; Ascomycota; Eurotiomycetes; Eurotiales; Aspergillaceae
Product: TMEM199/VMA12 family protein
Exons: 2
Coding region: 1-864 (287 amino acids)
Biological process (GO): vacuolar proton-transporting V-type ATPase complex assembly
Cellular component (GO): endomembrane system
Source: RefSeq, a predicted model, not a curated record